AAUCUCGAGAGAUUUUGUUUCCUAGGAUACAAUGGCGGUGCUACGCCAAGCAAAAUGAAAUCCAAUCACUCAAUCCUCUGUUACUAGCUUUUAUGUUUUAACUAGAUAUAUUAUUAAUUUUUUGAUUAGCUGAAAAUGUCUCACAGCUAUUACAACAAACAAUGGCAGGAGGCUCAGGCUGCCCUUAUAGACCUCCUGCAGCAAGAGAACCCCCCAGAGCCACCCAAACCAGAGAGGGAUCGUCUUGCAGCCUUUCAGCUUCUGGCCACAAUGUACAUCAAAUACAUUCAGAUCUUUCGUAAGCUGGAGCAGUCCUAUGACCAGAUAGUGCACCCACAGAAAAGAUUGGUACUAAGGCACUGUUUGGAUGGUGUCAUGGGCCGAGUUGUUGAGCUCAAGCAUGAAAUGAUGAACUUAGAGUUCUCAGAGUACCAUUAUUUUGAUGACGUCUUGUCUGACCUGAAGUUGACACCAAAUGAUGUGGAGAUUCCAAUUCCAAAAUAUUUUACACAUGAAAGAAUGAAAAACAUCAAGGAAAGAGAAAAACUGUUAGGGCAAGUGCUGGCAAAAAUAGGACCCCAAGAUCUUGAAAGGGAAAAAGAAGAAAUCCGAAUGCCGUGGGAACAAGCCAUUAAAAUAAUUCAGAUUCAUGAGAGGGCCAGACAAGGUCGCCUGCGAGCCAAAUUUAUGAGAGAGAUUAGACAGCAGGAAGACAGAGAAAAACAAGCGCAAACACAGGGGGCACCAACUCUAGACAUAGAUGUAGCAGCCAUGAGGAUUCAAAAGGUUUGGAAAGGUUUCUCUCAGAGGCGGAAGACAAGGAAAGAAAGGGAGGAAGAAAUGAUUUUUAUUGGCAUGACCCCAGCGCCACUCCCAACAAGCACCAAGAAUUUGCCGCAAACAUUUGCUCAGAAAACUGAAGAGCUACGUCGCAAAACUCAGGAAGUUCAUGAACACGAAUAUCAGCAGGCUCUAGUGAACAUCAGAGAAAAUAUAAUACAAAAUGAAGGUCCUGACAUGAAGGAAUCCAUGAUGGAUCAGAUACGCCAGUGGUUCAUUGAGUGCAGAGAUGCCACUGGAAAGUUCCCUGAAUAUCCCAGUUCUGAUGAUGGGGGAUCUGCUGUUAUAUUUAAAGAGAAGGACCCAGCUGAGCUGCAGAAAGAGCUGAACGAUAAAGAUGAAAAUAAAGGCAAAGGAGGUAAGAAGGGUAAAAAAGGAAAGAAGGAAAAAAAGGGGAAAAAAGGAAAGAAAGGUAAAAAGGGCAAGAAAGGAAAGAAAGGGGGAAAAGGCAAGAAAGGAGAUGAUGAGGAGGAAGAGGAAGGCUGGAAAAUGGCACCAUCUAAUUUUGUACCUGCUGUCAAUGAAGCUACUGGAACAUACAAAGGUAUUUGGGUGAAUAGAGAUGAAAGUGAUAACUUUGCGCAGAAACAUGACUCAGAGCUGAUCAAAGAGGACAAGAGGAAGGAGGUAGAAACAGAGAUCAGAACACAGGUUGAUGAACUCAUGAGGGUGGAACUCGCUAAUCUAAAAGCUGCAGUGGACAGAGAUAAAAAGGGGAAAAAAGGAAAAAAAGGUAAAAAAUCUGGAAAAAAGAAGAAGAAAAAGGGGAAAAAAUCUGGGAAAAAAGGAAAGAAAGGAAAAAAAGGAAAGAAAAAGGAAAAAGAUUUGACACCAGACAGGACCAUAGAUGACCUGUACGAAGAACUGGUCACCCAAGGUAUCAUCAUCAGGUGUCCUCAGGUCAAGCUCAGCGACUACGAAGGGGAGUACAGCUACCUGGGGACGACCCUCAGGCAAGCAAACAUUGAACCAAUGCCAUCCCUUUCUGACGUCAGGCGCCUGCUCACAGAGUUUGGAAUUUUACCACUAGGGUCCCCGGCUGUGCAUGAGAACUGCCCAAUGACCAAGUCCAUCAUGUUGGCGGGCCCCAGGGGUACAGGUAAAAAAAUGCUGGUCCACGCCAUGUGUACAGAACUUGGCGCCAACCUGUUUGACCUGUCCCCGGGGAAUCUGGCAGGUAAAUACCCAGGGAAAGACGGCCUUAAGAUGUUGAUGCACCUCAUCUUCAAGGUUGGACGAGCCUUACAGCCUUCAGUAUUUUACAUUGGAGAUUGUGAGAAAAUGUUUAAGAAAAAAAUUCCCAAAACAGAUCCAACUGAUCCAAAGAGAUUGAAAAAAGAGCUCCCAAAAGCCUUGAAGUCCAUCAAGGGUGAAGACAGGAUCCUGCUAGUCGGGACAACAAGAUGUCCCCAGGAUGCUGACAUGAAGCCUUUGUUGGCCUGUUACCAGAGAGUUAUUUUAAUACCCAGACCAGACUACGCUUCCAGGCAUUUGUUGUGGAGGAAGCUGAUUCUAAAACACGGAGGUUUGUUGACCAACCACAUUGACAUCAGUUCACUGUCCAAGGCAACAGAUGGGUUUACUGCUGGUCACAUGGUCACUGCAUGUCAACAGGUUUUGACAGACCGCAGGAUCCAACAGUUGUCUAAAAAACCUCUCCAAGCUAUUGAAUUUUUAGGGCCUCUAGCCAGGCUAGAUCCAAUUUAUAAAGAAGAAGAGGAGGCUUUCAAAACCUGGUACAGCAAGACCCCAAUGGGCAAGAAGAGAGCAAAGGCUGCCCAGGCUGAUCAAGAGGACGGGGAUGGGGGAGGCAAGGACAAAAAGGGAAAGAAGGGAGGUAAAAAAGGCAAGAAGGGCGGCAAGAAAGGAAAAAAGAAGAAGUAAACUAAAUUUUUCCCUUACUGUUUUCUACUGAAAGAACCUAGAACGUGGAUGAAAAAUUUGUUUUCUACUGUAUGCGACAUGCUGGAGGUUUAUAAGUUUUUCUGCUGAUGUAACAUCAAUGACAUUUUCUUAGAGCACACUUGAAUGGAAUAUCCAGUUUAUAAAUGGUAUAGAUUCUACCUGGAUUUGAUUGGUUUACUUUUACUCUGCAAUUACUGUAUUAUUUAGUGUAUACAAUUGUAAAAAUUGUUAAACAAUCACAUCACUGAGAAUAUGCAAAAUUAUUUUUUAGACUGGAAUUACUAAUUUACUGGUUCAGUAUUUUACACCUGAAAAUGUAAAUAUGAUUCUGUACUACAACUUCUGUAGGCCAAUAUUUUUUUAUACUAAUUUUGUUAUUGUUUAAUUUUUGAAGUAUUUAUCUGUUACUGUGAUAUUUUUAAAAUGGUAUACAACAACUUAGACUCUUGAGAGUUGAAGUGAACUGAGGCUAACUCAAAAACAGAAGCAACCAAAAUAUCUGUUUUGUUUUUCUACCAACACCUGCGAUGGUUUACCAGCACCUUUGAUGGUGUACCAACACCUGUGAUGGUGUACCAACACUUGUGAUGGUGUACCAACUGGUGUACCAGCACCAGUGAUGGUUUACCAGCACCUUUGAUGGUGUACCAACACCUGUGAUGGUGUACCAACACUUGUGAUGGUGUACCAACUGGUGUACCAGCACCAGUGAUGGUGUACCAACUAGUGUACCAACACCUGUGAUGGUACUAAGUUUGACAUCGCUCUCAAGACACUGAUUGCUACAUUCCUAGAUGACAUAGAUUGUUAACUUUUGGACUGUUUGUUAACUUUUGGUCUGUUUGUUAACUUUUGGUCUGUUUGUUUUUGGACUGUUUGUUAUUGUCUGUUUAAAUUAUGACAUUGGACUGAUUUUAUUUUAAAUACAAAACUUGUAAAAAUGUGACUACAAACUACCUUGUACUUAUGUUGCAAUACAAAUUAUUAUAAUAAACACACAGUGA
Physella acuta is the source of this 3749-nucleotide messenger RNA. RefSeq names its product dynein regulatory complex protein 11. Gene Ontology annotation, molecular function: ATP hydrolysis activity; ATP binding. NCBI's taxonomy places the organism in Eukaryota, Metazoa, Mollusca, Gastropoda, Physidae. The record is from RefSeq and is a predicted model, not a curated record.